This is a messenger RNA of Anneissia japonica, 6119 nucleotides long. RefSeq lists its product as uncharacterized. The coding region runs from base 460 to 5004 and encodes 1514 amino acids. The transcript has 3 exons. NCBI's taxonomy places the organism in Eukaryota, Metazoa, Echinodermata, Crinoidea, Comatulida, Comatulidae. The record is from RefSeq and is a predicted model, not a curated record.
AAUUUUUAACCAGAGAUUUCAGUGCCAUUUUUAUGUUUAUCUACUGUAGUUUGGAAUAUUUGAGUUACCACACAUCUGUUAUUGUUGAACGCAACUGCUUUGUGUUCCAGCCCCACUUGCUAUGCCUGACUACACAGUCAUAAUAACGUUUCUUUCAUAAAGAUCCGAUCAAUAGGCACAUUGCCUGUACACUUUAUGGAUGAGUUAUUGUUGGAUAAACCUAACAGAAUUGAAUCCAUUCAUGAGGCUUUUAUUAUUUUUUUUCUGUGAUGCAUCAGAGGUGUUUUUUUUUGUAACUACAGUAGUAACCUGUACCUCCAUGACCAGUUGAAGAUAUAUUUUCUAAGAAUAUUUUCACAGUAUUUGCAAUUAUGCUUGAUAGAACUUUAUUAAAUUAAUUGUGCUUGACAUGGAUUAAGUUGAUGAAGAUGACCCAUGUAGUGAAGACUGAUUUUGAAAAUGAGUAGCAAACUCAAUGUAAAGGGCACACAAGAGAAUGUUACUGAGAGGGUUCUUCUAAAACGCUUAAAGAAUGAAGCAAAAAAGAGGAACUGCUCUGUCGUUCUUCACAAGGCGAAGCUUCCUAGGUACGGGUACUACAAUGUGUGUACAGGGGAAAGUGAUGAUCAGCAGGUUCCAAAUGUUACAGAUAUGUUAACUGAUGUAAUACCAGCAUGGUUACCAUCACCAUCAGAUGGUGAUGAGCUCCCAGCUGGAGGUGCAUGUACGACUAACCAUGAGCCACGAAAUAUUUUCCAAUCUAUCAAAUCAUUCUCAGGAUAUGAUUAUAGGACUGAAGAGAAUGGAGAAAAACCAUCUACAGGAUUACAGGCAGCACCAGCUGAUUCUUUAUUUCUUACUGAUCUUGGAACAACAUUAUCUGAUCCUACCAAAGAGGGUGGGGGAGUUAAUACUGCCAUGGACAGUGUGAUUUUUAAAGGCCAUGUAAAUGCUGAGGGAGAAAUUAUGAAGAAGGAACAUGUGGAGGAAGUAGAUUUAGAGGAGGAAGUAGAGGAUAAAUGGUGUCCUCUCACACCAACAAGUGAAUCUGAAAGGGACACUGUAACAUCCAUUAAUAUACCUGAUGAUGGAAUUGUAGAUUAUAGCCAACCUAAUCUUGAUGAUAAAACUAACAGUGGCUCAACACUUUUAAUCAAAGAAUGUUGGUCUUUGGCUGGAAAAGAAUCAUUCUGGAGUAAUCCAAGUGAUGCUACUAUUGAUUGCAAUCAGACCAACAAAUAUUCAACUUCGACCUCUCCAGAUUAUGUUAAUGAUAAUAAUUAUACGGAGUCAAAUUCAGCAAAACAAACUUCAGCAUUUAAUACUGAAGUGACAUGUUUAGAAGUUGUUCAGAGUACACAGGAUGCUGUUACAUUUGAACCAGAAGAAUCAACAUUUCAUCAAGAACAUUCAGACAAUGAAGUUCAGAGUACUCAGGAUGCUAUUACAUUUGUAUCAGAAGAAUCAACAUUUCAUCAAGAACAUUCAGACAAUAAAGUUCAGAGUACUCAGGAUGCUAUUACAUUUGUAUCAGAAGAAUCAACAUUUCAUCAAAAAAAUUCAGACAAUGAAGUUCAGAGUUCUCAGGAUGCUAUUACAUUUGUACCAGAAGAAUCAACAUUUCAUCAAGAACAUUCAGACAAUGAUGGUGAUGUCAAAACCCUACAGAGGCCCUGUGAGGUGACAGAUCAGUGUGUCAUUCAAACAACUAAACAAACUUUUUCAGAUGAUGAUGCAAAACAAGUAUAUUCAUCCUCAGAUGAUGUUCAGGAAACCACAGACUCUAUCAAAAAUAAUAUGUUGACAACACCUAAAGAGAAACCACAAGUGAAGUUGUCAGAAAUUGGAAAAGAGCAAUUUAUAACUACUGGCUCUCCAGUAGCAGAGAAAACAUUAGCUGUGACUCCUACACAAUAUAUAUCACUACAGCAAUCUGACUAUAAUAAAAAUUAUCACUCAAAUACUGAAAUGAACAUUGAUCAGCAUUUAGCUACCUCAUUAUCAAACUCUGAGUCGGACAGGACAAUAGAACAAUUGCAUUCAAUGUCAGUGGGCAACAUAGCUACUUCUAUGCAAACCUUUAAGGCUACUGAGCAUUCUUCACCAUCAUCAAAACCUUCUACUGCAGCAAACAGUAUUACUGCUCUGAAUGUUGAUAGGAUUGCAAGAGUGCCAGAAACGUCACAGAAUAUGGAGACCAUUCCAAUGUCUCCUAAAUGUAUGCUGGAUAACAACCAAAAUGAUGGAGACAUAGAAAAAAGUAAAUGUGUUGCAGGUGUAAAUCUAAUUAACAACAGAAAUGAAACCAGUCAGUGUUUCUUCAACAAAUCAAAUUCUGACACACUUGUGGGCAAAAUACAACAAGGUAAUACAGAAGAUAACUCAACUACACAAAUAUCAACAAAAGAUGAGAAAUUGACAGUGAAUAUAACUAAACCAGAUAGUUUACAAACAUCUUUAGAGAUUGGCAACAAGUCGAAUGCGAAUACUUCACCCAAUCAAAGUAAUGAAACACCAUAUAAACGUCCUCGGGGCCGUCCAAAAGGAAGUGGUCGCUCAAGAGGAAGAGGAAGAGGAAGAGGUGGCUAUGGAUAUGGACAUGGGUUUAUGAGGCAAGAAAUUCCUUUUCAUCAUACGGUUAAUUUUAACAACCCUAUGAAUACAUGCAUAAAUAACAUAAGUCAAUCCCCACAACAAAAUCCACAGAAAGUAAUUGUACCAAUAGAGUUGCCAUCCAAAGGUGUUAUUGGACUGGUUUCUCAGACAACUUACUCUGAGAUUCAAAAGCACUUGUCUGCCUCAGACAGCGUUGUGCCUAAUAAACCUGAGCAAAAUCAACCAGUUUACCAAGGUCUAUCGCAUGAGCCUCAUGGAAGAAUUUGUGUUCCUAUUUAUGAUUCAGAUGUUUUGAAAUUUGUUCAAAAGACAAUUUCGAAUGGGGACUCUACAUUGCAGACGCCAAUGCAAAUCCACAGCAAUUCACAUAGGACAUCAACUGUUCAAACGAGUGAACCAAAUCAAAUGAUAGAAUUACAGAGGCCACCACCAGGAUAUCAACCCACUCUACAUUCCAACAUCAAUAAUGAUGGGGCAUACCAGUCAACAAUUGAAAACAACUUGCCAGUUGCUGUGAACGAAAAGGAAAUGAACAGAAAUUGCUUUCAAGUAGAAAAUGAAUCUGUGCUUGCUCUUCCUCGUAAUUCCAUUACGAAUUUGCCUGUUCCAAUUUCAAUUCCAAAAUCCAAGUACAAUAGAAAAGGAUCAAAUAUUAAAGGAUCAACUACUUUGACAGUCAGAGAGCAGUUGCUUGAGAAAAUGAGGGGAAGAUUAUAUCAGAGAAGGAAUUUUACUGGAACAACACCACGUUUACAACAACCUUCUCUUGUUACCAAUGCUCCUAUAUUUCAUAUGUUGUCACCAAGACCACCACAUCCAUCCAGCAUUCCAAAUAGGAAGGGAAUUUUUUUCAGUCCUGUCCAGCAAACACACUCUAUUUCACAAGAAAUCAGAAGUAAUCCACCAUUUCCAGUGUACAGACCUUCAACAAAAAUCAGCCCCCAAGUCUCAUUUAACCAAUCAUUUGUGGCCACACCUCAGUAUCAUUUUCAAUCAGAUCCUCAAAAACCUGUUUCACAUACGGUAGUGCCUAUCGAAACAGGUGUUGUAAAUAAAGUUAUGAAUAAUUCACUUGUUUCUAACUCAGUGGCAAUGUUCACAACACAUACUCCUCAUUUUCAAACCUCUAAUGCUCCCCCUCAAGUUACUAUCAUUGAUACAUCUAGGCCUGCCCCAAGGCAUAAUGCAGUUCAAUUGAGAAAACCAGAGAUACACAGUUCAAAGCAGCAAAAUAAUUUUCAUUCACACAAUUUAUUUGCUACCAGACAAUUACAGGCAAUAAACAUUCAACCACAACAGACCUUCUCAGCAUUGGAUUUAAGUAUGAGGUCAAAAGAUUUUCACAACAAUGUCACUGUUAAAAAACCGGAAGAAAAUUACUCUGCUCCACUGGAUCUAAGCAGGAAACCCCACCCCACAGUUGAGAAUCCUGAUGUUAAAUGUACACCACUUGAUCUAAGUCAAAAAGAACAAGACAGACCUGCAAAGUAUUUGGAGCCUGUGGUUCAGAGUCCAGACCUGAAUGGCCAUGAAGGCAUGCCUCAACAGAGUAGCGUGUCUUCGGAAUCAUUGCGGUCUGUAUCAGACGUCGAGCCUGAACAAUCUCUGUCAGUUCUUGCAGCUGCUGCAGAAUUGUUAGAGUAUAAACAUGUGAGCACUGGUGAUGUUGAUCCACCUGACCAACAACCUUCACCAAAGAUGGAAAAAAUAAAGGUGAAAUUUAAUUCUAAGCAAAAGUUAUGGCAUUUGGUGCCAAUGACUAAAGACCUUCAGAAACAUACUGGUCAAAAGCCAAAAAGAGGCAGACCACCAAUUGUAAAAAAUAUUGAAGAAAAUACUGUAGUCAAACGUCACCAUUGUCAAUUUUGUAAUUUCUCUCAUAUUAAAAAACAUGAAGUUCGUGUACAUAUAAAAGUGGCUCACUUUGCUAAAUUUAAGAAAGAUCCGAAAAAUAAUGACUUUCACCAAGAUGAUGUGGAGAAAAUAAGGAUUAAAAAUCCUCCUGAAAAUCAGGAUCCAAAUCCAACAAAAAAUCACCGUGACUUCAUGUGUAAACACUGUGGUUUUAAAACGACGUCAAGUUAUAUUUUACAACUUCACAUAGCAAAGUGCCAACCUAAUGAAACUUCAGAUGUUUGUCAGUCAAUAGAGAGAGAGAUAAUUGAGGAACUGAAAAAACAAAGACACACCUGCAACAUAUGUGGAGCUACUUAUCUUUACAUCAAUGGACUUCGUUCUCAUGAGCACAGACACCACUUGCUGCUUGCUCAUCAGUGUUUAAAGUGUGGAUUAAAGUUCAAAUCAAAAGGAACCUUGCAACGCCACCAAAUACAAAAGAAUCAUCUUCCUGUUAAAGAAAAUGAAAGUGUUUCAAGUCCAGGUGUCUAAAUGUUAUUCAGAAUAAUAAACAAAUUGUUUAAAAUAUUCUAAAAGUUAAAUUGAAAGCAUCUUAUGUAGGGGAAAUCUUAUGAUUCAAAUUAUUUUUGUUCAUGUAACUCAUAAUAUUUUCUGGUACAAUAGUAGAUAACAACAUACUAACUAAUAGUAUUGUUAACUUCUAAGAUUCUAUCAAAAAAUCACAAAGAGACUUUCAAUGAACUUCCUCUUCUAGGAUAAUGGAGCUGUGAAAGGUCAGGUUUCAAGAAUACGCAAAAGAAGCAAUAUGAAUAUUGCAAUUUUUCUAAAUUAUUGGUGUAUAAAUGUUAUGAUGACAUUUUUGUAAAUAAAGGUUAACAUAAUUCAUUGUACAUAAUAUAGAUGUUCAACAGAAAUGAGUGAAGCACUUUUCUCUUGAUUUCAUUGAUUGUGGGUGCUGUAUUCAGUACAUGUAAAUUUGUAUUUAAAUAGUACGGUACAGUACUAAUAUCUUAAUCUUGCUAAUCUAGACAAACAAUGCUCCAAAUUUUGAAGCUAUGAAAACCUGAGACACUUGCCUCAGACGAAAAUUCAUGUUAGGAAAAGAAAAUAGGAAUCAAAUGUAAUCCUUUUUUCUAUUUUAUACUGCCGAGUAGUUCAGUGGUGUUUUAUUUUGUACAUGAAUUUAUACAUUCCUUUUGAUAACUAUUUUUUAAUUUUUAUGAUAUAUAGCAUAUAUAUACUUGUACCAUGUUGAAUGACAUUUAUGUAUGUAUGAUUCAGUCAUCUUGUUAAAUUAUGUUAUUUUAGUAUUAAAACAUAACUGGCAUGGGCAUUAAUCUCAGCAGAUAUUUUCAAUUUAUUUUUUGUACAAAUAUGGUACUGCUGUAUACUUUAGUUUAAGAAUCAGUCAACAUUUUGUACUUUUCAGUUUGAAAUGUUGUAUGUUUAUUAUCGUUUAGUUCAUUCACUUAAUUUAGAUUAAUUUGUUUUUACCAUAUUAAGUAUUAUAAUUUGAUUGGUUUUUGCCUUUCAAGAACGAUAUAAGGUCAAGUAUUCAAUGUCCUACAUAAUUAAUUAUAAUUUUUUUUUUCGUUCCAAAUUUUUAACCUGUUAAUUAUUUUUAUUUAAAAAUUUACUUGUGAGUU